AUGUCGUAUAUUUCUCGCCUUGUCACGGGCGGUUCUCCGGUGUUAUGGUGUUGGCAUGGUGGCUGCUGCUUGCUGCGGGGCGUUUCUUUCGACUUGCUUCCCUUAACUGCAGCCAACCACUUAAGCUUCCCGUCUUCCUGCUGCGACGGCGGCAGGUGUUUUUGCUGGCUCUUGUGUCUUUCGUGGCUGUCGGUGCGCCGUUGGCUUUCGCUGCACUCGCUUUUCUCCCUGCUCGGCAGCUGUGGAAAGUCCGAUGACGUCAUUGGUGGUCUUGUCUUCUGGAGCUGUUGCUGUUCACGUUCCUCUCGGCGCUCCCAUUUUCUUUUCGUGACGACGAAGGGGACCUUGAACUUGUUCUUGCAAAUUCUAUCUGCCGUCGGAUGCGCUCCUCCACAUAGCUUGCAACUUGGCUUGCAUGCCUUCUCGUGGUCCGCGUCGGGGUUGGCCUCCCCGCACGCGAAGCAUACUCUGGUCUCCGGGGUUGGACAUACGUCGAUGCGGUGUCCGACUUUUCCGCAACAUCUACACACUUCAUGAUGUUUCCUGUAAAGCCCGCACUUGAGCAGUGCCGCUCGGUAUAUUACGUACCGGGGCACUCUCUGUCCUUCAAAGAGGACGAUGACCGCUGUAGAAUUUCCAAUCCUGUGCGCCUCUAGCGCCGUUGGGUUAUACUUUGUCACGACCGCCUCAUUUAUGUCUUCGGGCGAGUCGUCAAUUGCGAUACCUCUGAUGAUUCCCUUCGCCGUCCCUUCGGGCGCGGUUCGGUAGGCGGAAACCUCAAAUUCCAUGUUGCCGAAUUCGACGGUCCUGAUCUUAGUGUAAAUUUCGGCUCUCUGCUCGCUCGGCGUGCUCACGACUAAGAUGUUCUGCGCCGCAUUGAUGCACACCAUGUCUUCGCCCUGGUAUUCUUUCGCCGUCCCCGCGGCCGCCAUAAUGGCGUCCGUGACGACCGGCGUCUCGAUUCGAGCUACGUUCAGGCCGCCCCUGGGCCUAAUCACGAUCUUAUGGUCGUCUCUGGGGAUAGCCGCCGGCAUACGGGCUGCUUUCUUGAUAUUCUCGGUAACUCGCUUGACAAAGUUAACUCUCUCCUUGGGUCUCGACUGCCGUUCCGCGGUUAAAGAUGGUCUCUCACCUUGCAGCUCCUUGGCCUUGCGCAUUCUUCUACUCGUCGUGGUCCAUCCGCUCGACUCGCCGGGUGUCGCGUCGCGGCCUCCUACUUGAACGUACAUCUUCCCUUCAUCGUUGCCGACUAUCGUUGCCUGCAGGCCUUUGGUUGCCGGGCUCUCGCACACCUCCAUCGUCGGUGGCGACGCCAUCUUAUUCGUACUCGUCGGGUAGGCCUAACACCGGGGGCGAUCGCCCCGGUGGCCGUACUCGUGCGCUAAGCCUAAGGCCUAGCAACGCUUGCUCGCCUCGAAUUUUCGAAGUCCCAAAAGAGGCGAAAAUUCACAUACCACUUGCGCGAUGUUGGUAUCGGCUGGUUCCUCGUACCGUACCGCACACUUUCGUAACAAAUAAA
This is a messenger RNA of Ixodes scapularis (black-legged tick), 1519 nucleotides long. RefSeq lists its product as uncharacterized. The record is from RefSeq and is a predicted model, not a curated record. Bases 1 to 537 code for a protein of 178 amino acids. Lineage: Eukaryota; Metazoa; Arthropoda; Arachnida; Ixodida; Ixodidae. The transcript has a single exon.